AUGCACGGCAUCCUCGAGCUCUCGCUGCAGCUCCUCAACUCGUUUAGCCCGGCCAAUCUCGGUCGAUCUGGGGCUCAAGUACCUCUUCAAGGCGAACAGGAUGUGAAGUCAAUACCAACAAAGUCAUCUGUUCCAGACUACUUUGUCACGGACGAUGGACACUUCCAAGGUCCUACCAAGACGGGCGCUGCACCGUUCAUGGCGCAGACAAACCUAGCACCUUUUGCCGGCGUGUCAUACAUUCCAAACACGCCUCUGGAAACACAAAUCCCCAUUGCUGGCAAUGCGGAAAACAAGAACAUAUUCCAAAGUAUGGCAAACAUCAGCCCUUACUUUCCUAAUCCUCGAGGCUUCGGAGUAAACGAGUACUCUAUACCGCCUGGCACCAACGUAACAUGGCUCAACAUGGUCCAUCGCCAUGGAAGUCGGUACCCCGAAGUCAGUGGUGAAGCUGCAGAGCGGACUUUAGGGAAGAAGCUCACGGACGCGGCUGGCAAGUUCACAGGUCACGGAUCCCUUUCGUUCCUCAAUGAUUGGCAGUUCCUACUGGGUGCUGAGAUCCUCGUUCCCAAUGGCAAGCAAGAGCUGUUCACUUCUGGUACUCUGCACUACUACCAGUAUGGCCACUUGUAUCCCAACAAUGGAAGCAAGGUUAUCGUCCGGAGUACAACCCAACGACGCAUGACUGAAUCGGCGGAGUAUUUCCUUGCGGGCUUUUUCGGUCUAGGCUGGGCGCAAAACGCGACGCUUGAGCUGGCUAUUGAGGCGCCUGGCUUCAACAAUACGCUUGCUGGCUACAAGCAGUGCAACCAUUCGAGUUGGACGACGGCGCGACAAGGGCUCAUGGAAUGGAUCGGCGUGUAUCUUCACGAUGCCCAUCAGAGGUUCAGAAGCAACAUCACCGGUGACCUUGACUGGACAAUCACCGAUACGUACAACGCUCAAGCUUUGUGUUCGUACGAGACAAUUUCGCUUGGCUUCUCUCACUGGUGCGGCCUGUUUACCUACGAGGAGUGGGAAGGCUACGAGUACGCCCUGGAUCUCUCAUUCCAGGCAGGCACAGGAUUUGGCUCUUCAGUCGGUCGUGCUAUUGGAAUCGGCUACGUGGAGGAAGUCCUCGCCCGCAUGCAGCACCACGUUAUCACCUCCCCUUCUGCCCAAAUCAACGUAACCCUUGACAAUAACACGGUCACCUUUCCCAUCGAUCAGAACCUCAACCUGGACUUUAGCCACGAUGCCGGCAUCAUCAGUAUUCUCGUCGCAUUCGGCAUCACGCAGUUCAGCGAGGUACUUCCCACAACCCACAUCAAGACGCCCCGCGAAUUCAUCCUCUCGCAUCUCCAACCGUUCGCUGGUCGUCUCGACAUCGAAGUCAUCAAAGCACCUGCGCCCGUCAACCCUAACCGGACGGACGAGAAGAUAUAUCUUGACGGGCCGCCGACGAGCUACGUUCAUUUCAUUCUCAACCAGAGGACUAUUCCACUGGGUCGUAGUCACAAGGAAUGUGGUGAUAGAGACGACGGAUGGUGCGAGAUGGAGACAUUCCUGAAGGUCCAGCAAAAGCAGAUUGAGCUUGCGGAUUACGACUUCGCUUGCUUUGGAGAGUACGACGAUCCGACGUACGGAGAGGUCACAGACGGAAGGCCACUGAGAUAG
Molecule: messenger RNA, 1656 nt
Organism: Alternaria metachromatica
Lineage: Eukaryota; Fungi; Ascomycota; Dothideomycetes; Pleosporales; Pleosporaceae
Exons: 4
Coding region: 1-1656 (551 amino acids)
Molecular function (GO): acid phosphatase activity
Source: RefSeq, a predicted model, not a curated record